Messenger RNA from Closterium sp. NIES-67, 915 nucleotides. Lineage: Eukaryota; Viridiplantae; Streptophyta; Zygnematophyceae; Desmidiales; Closteriaceae. The record is from the annotation of a GenBank genome assembly.
CCGUCAGUUGUCCUCACCGAAUCUUGCAGAUGGCUGGGAUGCGGGCAGACGAGGAGCUGGGAUCGUUAUCGUGGCAAGUUCAUCUGAGCAAAUUCGUUCCAACGCAGACGGCUUUCCUGCAAGCAGCCGUCGGGAAGUUCUCUGGCCUGAAGGGUAGACCGACGCGAGGACACUGGUUGAAAAGCAGAGACCUUGUGACAGUAACGCUCGUCAAACGCGCUGAUCCCAAGCUUUCGACCAUUUCCUUGAUCUGUGGAGUCACUUACGAGCAUCAUUACGUGUUAAGGGUGCAUUUCUUCCAGCCGCUUUGUCGACCACAAGCUUCUGCGGAAGCUAUUCUUUCAAGAAAUGUUUUAGCGUGCUAUACCACAGCAGAUUCACCGGCACAGGUACAGAAGUUUAUUAUGAGAUUUGAGACUGCCGCUGCUGCUCAGUCCUUCUCCGCCGCCAUUCAGGGGUUGAUGAACGAAGAGAAGGAAGGGAAGCUGCAUAGCUGUGUGUCCCAGCCUAGCCAACCUCGAAUUGCAGAUGACGAGGCACCUUCACUUUCGACUCAACUUCAGAUUUUGUCCAGCAAGUGGAGAGUGUCUGGAACCAGCUUCAAGAACACUUGGCGCCUGAGUUGGCAAUUGAAGGCCUUCUUGAGGGAGCAUCACAGCAGCAAUAAGAAGCACCAGAGCUCGACCGGCUUCACAGGCUUUGCAGGUUCUUGAAACACCACCUGAUCUGACGGUGUUCAUCCCGCCCAGCCCAACCUAGGAUCCUAGUUCAUGAAGUUGCGCUGUUUUUUCUAGCAGCUGUGAGAUAUGUUCUAGAUCUGUGCGCAGGAUGUUUACAGAAUAUCGCGUUCAAGUAGACAAUGUCAACUUAUACAUAUUAUCUAUGUAGAAGUUAUAGGCUAGACUGAGGUAUGCU